AGGUUGGUUGUGUGUCGGGCGGGGGAUGAUAUAACACGAAAAAGGCUUUUAAUUUUUUUAUUUUCCACCAUUUUGGAUUUGGAUUUGGAUCCAGGCCUGGCCAGCUCUGCAUUUCUUUCUCAUAUGACCAACACUUGAUUCCUCUGCUAAUUACACUUUUAUUAUUUCUAUCAAAAAACACUCUCCUGUCUGGCUGUCUAUCUGUCUGUCACUUGGUUCAUUCCUGUGUGAACGUGCAUAUCUGAUUAUCGAGGUCCCUGCUCCUGCACAUGAAACAUGAACAUGAAGAGUUUUCAUUUUGUAAGUUCUAUUAUGUUUCAUGAAGAUGGGAUGUAAGUCUUGGUACAUAUAUCGGGAUGGCAUAUUACUUGCCAUAAAAUUUCCAAAACUUCAGAAAACAUGGUAUUUAGCGGAAUUACAGAAGUUUUUUCUUCUGCUGCAAAUCGUUUCUCUCCAAAAGCUUCUACUAGUCAAUACACAUCGUCUGAACUGCCGCCUCUGAGUGGUCCUGUUCGUGGUUCCAUUCUUCCCGGCUCUAGAUUCAAGAACAAUCUAAGACUCUCCUCAUCGCUCCAAGAUUUUUCUGCAUAUAGUCGACUUGAUCCAGAAGAAGGAAACUUUAAUCUUGGAACCGAAACUAACCAGCAUCAUUUGUUAAGAGAGGAUGGCAAUUUAAGCUUCUCAAAGGAGAAAUCAGCACCACGGUCUACUGUAAAACAAAGAAAAUGGCAUCGACCAAUCAUGUUUCUCCUCUGUUUUCUGCUGUUUGCUUCUAUUAUAUAUGGGUUGCUACAUAUAUAUCCUAAUUGGUCUCAGCAAUCCACCAGAUACUUUGUUGUACUCGAUUGUGGUAGCACGGGCACACGGGUUUUCGUAUAUCAGGCAUCUACCAACCACCAAAAAGAUGGAAAUCUUCCAAUAUUAUUGAAAUUGAUACCUGAAGAUCUUCAAACUAGACCUAGUUCACAGAGCGGGCGAGCGUAUAAGCGCAGGGAGACUGAGCCUGGGUUUGACAAGCUGGUUCGUAAUAUAACUGGCUUGAAUCAAGCUAUAAACCCACUUCUCGACUGGGCCAAAAAGCAAAUCCCCGAGCAUGCACAUAAAACCACGUCAUUGUUUCUUUAUGCAACAGCUGGCGUUCGCCGGUUGCCCACUUCUGACUCAGACUGGCUUCUCGACAAUGCUUGGACCAUUAUGAAAAACUCAUCCUUUGUGUGUGAAAGGGAGUGGGUGAAAAUCAUUAGUGGCAAAGAAGAAGCAUAUUUUGGAUGGAUAGCUUUAAACUAUCAUACUCGUAUGCUCGGUGCUAGCCCAAAGAAAGAAACAUAUGGUGCACUUGACUUGGGUGGUUCAUCAUUGCAGGUGACAUUUGAGAGCAACGACUAUGCUAACAAUGAGACUAGCUUAAACCUUAGUAUUGGUCCCGUGAACCAUCAUUUAAGUGGCUAUUCUCUUGCAGGUUAUGGUCUUAAUGAUGCUUUUGAUAAAUCUGUUGUUCAUAUCCUAAAAUCAAGUCCCGAAUUAACUAAACUUGAUAUAGUUGAAGGAAAAGCCGUCAUAAAACAUCCUUGUUUGCAAUCGGGGUACAAUGAAAGAUACAUUUGCUCCAUGUGUCGGUCUGCAUUUCAAGAUGAUAAAACCCCAAACUCUGGGAUCCCAGUCCAGUUAAUUGGUGCUCCAAAAUGGGAAGAAUGCAGAAAUUUAGCAAAAAUCAGUGUCAAUUCGUCAGAAUGGUCAAAGAAAAGUCCAGCAAUUAACUGUGCUUUGCAGCCGUGUGCGCUUCAAGACAACCUACCACGUCCAUAUGGGCAGUUUUAUGCCAUGUCAGGCUUUUUUGUGGUUUAUCGGUUUUUCAAUUUGAGUGCCCACGCUCCACUUGAUGAAGUUUUAGAGAAGGGUCGGGAAUAUUGUGAAAAGUCAUGGGAUGUCGCGAAAAGUAGUGUGCCGCCUCAGCCUUUUAUAGAGCAAUAUUGCUUUAGAGCACCAUAUGUUGUGUUAUUAUUGAGAGAAGGUUUGCAUAUAAAAGAUAAUCAAGUUAAUAUUGGUUCUGGAGGUAUUACUUGGACGACUGGGGUUGCACUUUUGGAGGCCGGAAAAGAACUUUCUACCAGAGUGGGGAUUUAUAAUUUCAAGUUCUUUCAGAUUAAGAUGCAUCCUCUCAUUCUUUCCGUCAUUUUGGUGGUUUCGUUGGGCUUACUAGCGUGUGCAUUGUUAUAUGUUGGUAAAUGUGUUCCACGGUUCUUUCGUAGGCUAAGUUUACCUCUUUUUAGGCGCAGAAAUGCCUCAGGAAGUUCUGUUCUCAAUAUAUCAAGUCCUUUCAGUUAUCGGCGUUGGAGUCCUAUUAUUACAGGAGAGGGAAGAAUCAAGACACCCCUUAGCCCGGCGGCACGUUCCCAGACCAGACCUUUUGGCACUGAUAUCCAGCUUGCAGAGUCUUCACUAUAUUCAUCAUCUAGCAGCAUCACACAUAGUAUAUCAUCAAGUAGCUUGGGACAGAUGCAGUUCGACAAUGCAUUCUACCCUUCACCUCACAGGAAUCAAAUGCGCUUGCAAAGCAGACGAUCCCAAUCUAGAGAAGACCUAAUUUCUUCUCUUUCGGAUCCACAUUUAGGGAAAGUAUAAGAUAUCUUGUAUGGUUUUCCCAUUUGAAAACCAGUCUAUCAUAAAAGAUUCUCAUAGCAAUUUUAAACAGAUAGAGGCUGCGAGACCAAUUCUACAAAUACGACACAUUACCCUUUGGUACCUGGAAGUUGAAUUAGCAUUGGACCACUUUUGAGAUAUUUACGAAUCUACGCUCAGAGAAGGUGUAUUUGUAAAGAUAUUGUACAUUUGAUACAUAGUCGAGUAGAAGAAUUGGUGUUGAGUUAGCUGAAACAUAUUUUGACCCUUUUUGUGCAGCAUUGGAUAGCAUUUGUUCAACUGCAGCCAGACAAGAGUCUAUACUUUAAUUUCGUAUCAUCUCAACAAUUUUGAUAUGUGAUCUCAAGUUCAACAUUAUUGAUUUA
Molecule: messenger RNA, 3005 nt
Organism: Erigeron canadensis
Lineage: Eukaryota; Viridiplantae; Streptophyta; Magnoliopsida; Asterales; Asteraceae
Product: probable apyrase 7
Exons: 3
Coding region: 400-2622 (740 amino acids)
Biological process (GO): nucleoside diphosphate catabolic process
Cellular component (GO): membrane
Molecular function (GO): nucleoside diphosphate phosphatase activity
Source: RefSeq, a predicted model, not a curated record